UCUGUGCGCUUGAUUAUUUUUACGCCUUCGAGUCUGGCGGUGAAAUCCAGGUCAUCUCCGCCGGAUCACCAGCCGACACGGCUCAGGCUUCUGCUCUCCGCGGAUCCACAGUACCAUUUCCUGAUUCCGUUUUUGAGAGUGAGCUUGUGGUCUGAAGGAUGAUGUGGGGCAUGCUGAUUACCAUGCUGUUACACUGAGAAGAGUUUAUCCACACAGGACAAGCAGCAGCAACUACACGUUCCCUACGUAAACCAGCUAUCAAGCACCUGCUCUCAAUCAAGUACCUGUCUGAAUAUUUCUCUCUCCCACACAUACACAGCUAUGGCUGGCUGGCUCUGGUUGGGAGGGUAAUCGGUGUGCUGGUUGCCCUGGCAACCCCACCCUGAUCCUCGUUGAAAAGAGCCCAACUGUCACCGAAGACUUUUUACCCCCCCGCCCUUUUUCUGGAGUUGAUUUGCCCUUUGAGGAGGGAGAGGGCAGCGGCGGAAGCAGGAGCCAUGGACUCAUGAGGUGAAAAUGGCAGCACGGUGGCUGUUCGGCCCCCAGGAGCCCUCAGACAAUCCGAGCCAAUAACGUGGGCACGCACACGGGCAGAGCGGCGGUAGCAGUAUGCAGGAGGCUGACCUACCGGCCACCAAUGCUUUCACAGGCUGCAUUUCUCUCCCCUGCCUGGAAUGGAAUGCAGAGAAAGAGGAGAGAAAAGUGCAGAUUCCUGUGCACUAAUGGCAGAUGUCUGAACCUGGACUCGCAGGUCUGUGAUCAGCUCAACCACUGUGGAGACAACAGUGAUGAGGAGCACUGCCCCAUCUCCACCCAGCAUCCUGCAUCUGCCAUCUUCAGCUCUGAACUGGAGUUUGUGCAGAUUGUGAUCAUUAUUGUCGUGAUGACUGUGAUGGUCGUGGUGGUUGUGUGCCUCCUGAACCACUAUAAACUCACCACCUGGUCGUUCCUGAGCCGGGCGAGUCAGGCACAGAGUCAGGACCUUUCUCUGCAGCCGGAGGGUUCUUUGUGGCCAUUGGAUAAUGGUCUGAGACAAGGGGCAUCUGAGGUGGUGUACGCUCCUCAGCUAAGGGACCAUUUUACCGCUCCCACUUUCAUGCAGCAUAACCGCUUCAGACGUUUCCAGCCCACCUACCCAUACCUGCAGCAUGAGAUCGAUCUGCCACCCACCAUCUCGCUGUCAGACGGAGAGGAACCGCCACCAUACCAGGGGCCCUGCACACUGCAGCUGAGAGACCCUGAACAGCAGCUCGAGCUCAACAGAGAGUCUGUGCGUGCCCCACCCAACCGGACCAUCUUCGACAGCGACCUCAUCGACAUGCAUGGUUCAGGGGCUGGUAGUGGGCCACGCCCUCCCAGUAGCAACUCUGGGAUCAGUGCUGCCAGUUCCAGUGCCCAUGGACGCAUGGAGGGCCCACCGCCCGCUUACAGUCAAGUCAUUGGAGAGAACUCGGGCAUAGUACUUUACCUCCACCAGCACAGCAAUAACCCGCCUGUCCCUGUCACUGUGCAGACUCCGCCUAGGGGCAGGACAGAUCAGAGCAGCCCAGAGAGCACAAUAGCACUGAGCAAGAACAGACAGAGGGAGGAGCUUGUGUGAGAGGGGUGGGGCUAGCGCAAGAUUGGAAAUUGCUCUCACUCUCCACCCAUAAAGGGAAGGGGUUCUCCCUGUAGACACUCCCAUUCACAACAAAGCUUAAUGGGUCUUGGCAACACUAGCAAAACCAUUUGUUAAAAAGAUAACAAAGUUGAGCUGAGCGUACUAAAGAAUCAUUUCUUUUUUUGUCAGACCAGCUGCGCUAACAUUGCGGUUUAUGCACUGCCUGGAGUCUCACACCUUUGUUGCUUUGUAUUACUUAUGUAUAGCCUACAAUUAAGAAAAAUAUUCUAGCACAAGGCAAGCUUUUAGUUGUUGUUGUUGUUGUUAUUUUUGUUAGUUUAAUCGUUGGGUCCCUCUCGAACGUCCCCUCCUACCCAAGCCACACUAGCUGUGUGGAUAAGAAUUUCUUUUGUAAAGACCGAGAUCUGUGCUGCAUGAACAAAAUGUAAAUGCAGAAAAAUGGUGAAAAUCCAAAUCCUAGUGCCAAGGUUUAUGUGGAAGGUGACAUGGGGCGUUGACUGUCCUAAAGACUUGUUAAACACUUAAAUCAAAACCCUUCUAUGAAAUUUGCACUACUGUUAAGGUUGAUCAGAGAAUUUUUUUUGUUUGGGGGGGGGGGGGUGUAUGUCUACUGUUUGUAUGGUUUAUUUUCAUGUAGAUCUGAUCAUAUGCUUCAAUGCAAGCUCUCUAUGGUAGGGAAAUUAUCUAGUAUGUCUUCAGCACAAGAAAAAUCUCUGAUCCAGCCUAAAAUAAUCUAAUCUAAAAGAGGCACAGAAUACAGAGUGUCUGCUCUACUCUCAUCUAUCAUCUCCAGUGACACUUCAAGCCACUUUCACAAACUCUAGCUGAUUCAAGGUCAGUUGGCUGGAAGCAUAAAAAACUCACUUUACUAUUGGAAGUGAACAGGUUGGACAUGUUACUACUAGAUGUUUUGUCAUUUAUUCUAAAGAAGUUCUGGAAAGAAGAGUGCACUGUAGCAGUGCUCCAAUCUGUUCUCCAUCAGCCCAAUUUUUAAAACUUAUUCUUACAGGGAUAAUUCAUCAAAAAAACUCAGACAUCCUUUACUUAAUCUCACACUGUUUCAAACCCGUAUGAAUUUCUUUAUUCAGUGGAACACAAAAGCAAAUGUUAGGAAUUAGCGACCUCCGUAACCAUUCAUUUUCAUUACAUUUUGUUUCCCACAUGUCAUGAAAGUAAAUGGUGAAUGACUGUUGUACUGAAGUCAUACAGGUUUGGAAUGACAUGAGGAUGAGUAAAUGAUUAACAGAAUUUUCAUUUUUGAUUGAACUAACUCAACUAACUUUUUUUAUGAGCUGCAGUCUGUAAAGAAAACAAUAUAAUUUUCAGAGGUUAAAGGUCAACAUUGUACCAUUUCCACCACAGAGGGCCAAUUACAGAACACAGCCAACUGAUGUUCUAAGAAUCUUUUAAUCAAAAUAUCAGUGUGGUUGAAGGAUUACAAAUCCUGUUUUGCAUGCUGAUCUAGUCCCCAAUGACAAUCAAUCAGGUUUAAAAAUGUGGUGAAGUCAAGGGCUAAUGCGAUGGGCAUUUUUGAAAAUCUCUUUUUGUACCCAGCAAUCCUCUGUCCUGUUGCCUUGGAUGUCACUCUGUCACCACCCACAGUGAACCCGAUCCUGACACCAGGUCCUGUCCACCGCACACAAAUACUGAACACUGAUCUUCUCUUCAUGUCCAAAUGUAUUCCUCUUGCCACGUAAACAUACAGUCUGAAAAUCCAAGAUGAGAACUUUGAGUGACUCUCAGCAUUCGGUUUAAGCUUGGGUGGAAUUUAUUACAGUCAUGUAGGCCCAGAUACAGGAUGUUUCUUGAAUCUGGUCCAGAGGUUGAAAGAAUUUAGGAGAAAUCCCAAAGACUCUUACCAGUUAGUGCACACAUAUCCCUUUAAUAAGGAGACUGAAGACUGAGCCCCUGUUUUUAGUCACCAUGUAAUCUGUCAAAGACAGAAAAGGCCAUGGUGAUUUUUAUACUUUUAAGUAUGUUUUCGUUAGAUGGGAAUUAUGGUCAAAAAAUGUUUUCAAAAGCAACACACUCACCUUUAUAAGCUAGUCUAUUUGUACUCCGAAUGUUAGAGUCAGCCAAUCAAAAUGUGUUCAGAUGCUCUUAUUUCAAUGUCUGUGUAGGUUGGCAUUACUCUUGUUUUUGCCCUGCAAUAGGUGGGAUUUUAUUAUUAAUAGUAGUAGUAUUUUUUUUUUUUUGUAAUUAUUAUUUUUAGAAAUUGUGUCAUUUUGACAUGUGUUCCAAACAAGUCUAAACAAAUCAACUCUCUCUUGCUCUAGAUUUUGAAUUAUAGACUCCUAGCAGCUAGCCAAGUAGUAGAAUUCGAGAAUCUCAUCACCUUGGAUACAGUUGUAAUUCUAGAAUCCCAGCAGUUUUGCUGGACUUCAGAUUCUAAAAUCUCAACAACUUGGUUAAAGUUGGAAUUCUUGAAUACCAGCAGUUGGGGUUAGAUUACAAAAUUCUAGAAUCCCAUCUGCGUGAUGGUUUUGAAUUCUGGAAUUGUAAUUGUAUUGCUAGAUAUAGAAUUCUAUAAUCUCAGCACCUUGGCUAUAGUUCCAAUUCUAUAAUCUCAGCUGCUUGGCUAGAGUUCUAAUUCUAGAAUCACUGCUACUUGGCUGAGUUGCAAUUCUAGAAUCUCAGCAUCUUGGCUACAUUUGGAAUUCUAGACUCCCAGCUACUAGGAUAGAUUUGCAAUUCUAGAAUCACUGCAGCUUGGCUACAUUUGGAAUUCUAGAAUCCCAGCUGCUUGGCUAGAGUUCAAAUUCUAUAAUCCCAUCAGCUAGGAUAGAGCUCCAGUUCUAGAAUCCCUGCUGCUUGGCUACAGAUGCAAUUCUAUAAUCCCAGAUUUGGAAUUCUAGAAUCCCAGCUGCUUGACUACAGUUGCAAUAUUAGGGUCCCAGCUGCUUGGCUAGAGUUCCAAUUCUAAAAUCCCAGCAGCAAGGAUAGUUGCAAUUAUAUAACCCCAGCAGCUGGAAUAGAGUUCCAAUUCUAGAAUCCCAGCUGCUUGGCUAAAUUUGCAAUUUUAGAGUCCGAGCAACUUGGUUAGGUUAGAUGAAGAAUUCUAGAAUUUCAACUGCUCAGCUAUAUAUAGAAUUCUUGAUUCACUUGAGUGGUGUCUAGAUGCUCUUGUCUUUCAAGCACAGGCUAUAAAAGCUCACAACUUUGCAGAGUUUGAAGAUGUGUUCUCUCAGACUACUUGCAUAGAAAAAACCAAGGAUACAAAGUUCAAAAUGAGAGCACAAUGCAUGUCACUGCAUUUGAAACUGCCUCCUUUUAAAAACCCUUUUCCAAUCACGUGUUGCUCUGUUCUCUUUUCCACUGGCUGUAUUUAUCUUGCAGAGCUAAGCUUCAUAGUGAGUUUGCUGCUCCCGCUUUUGCUGCUGCUGCUGCUGCAAUGCUGCUUUUCAUCUGCUGCACUUUUUCUUUUGCCUUCCUUUCCAUCACCCAUUGUGGUAAACACUCCCCCUUUUUUCUCUAUGGUUAGUCUGGUUUUGGUUUGUGUCUCAAAGGAAGAGCUUUUUUUCGGCCGUUUUCUACUGUCCAAGGAGUUUGCAUGUUACUCGCGAGCUGAAUCGGUGCCUAUUGAUCGUAUUGAUUUUGAGCGACGUAGGAACCCACUUGCACUCUAAAAGUUCCCACCUUAGCUGUGCCUCACUUCCAAUGGUGCUUUCUUCUGUGUAUGGUAAUCUGUUUUUUUUAUCCUCUUUUAUUUGUAAGGUGCUGUAAAUAAUGUUUGUCUGUAUGCACAUAUCCUACCCAAUGGGUAGAAACCACAGAAAAAAGACAUUGUUAAUAAUGUAACAUAAUUUAAAGUUGAUAUAAAGAUUUUAACAUGGUGCAGUGGCAACGGAUUUGUAAAUGCCUAGUUCAAAUGUUUGAUUUUUGUGUGUGUAAAAGGAAAGUUAUCAGAAAGAUGCUUAAUUAUGAAAAUACUAAACUACAGAGCAUUUCUUUUAUUUUUAAGUAACAUCACGCUACAGUAAGAAUGUUGCUUUAGACACUGCCCCCAACCACAAGAGGCGCAUACACACAAAGGGAUCGUCAUUUGACAAGUUUGAUACCUGCUUAAUCAAAAAAUCACCACAACCUUUGAAUUAUACAUUGGAAUUCACAGUCUAUGGAAACUAACCAAUCAGUGCCAGACUCCCAAUCACAGACCGAAACACUGAGGAUUUGUAAUUACAGUCUUGCUGAAUUAGAACAAUUUGGAUUUCACCAGACUGUUUGAAAUGAGUUAGUUUGAGUCCCAAUAAUGUACAUGGUUUUUCAUGCCACCGUGUUGUGCUUCCUGUCUUUGCAAAGUUUAAUAAUGAACCAAAUGAGAGAGAAGUAGUUUUAACAUUAUUAUUUUUGUUAUAUAUUUCAGACAUUCUGUGUGUGGCGUAUAGGAGCAAAAAGUUAUUUUAAUUGCAGAUAUUUAUUCUGGUGCUCCACUGUACAGUACCUUGUAUUCGCAUGUCUAUAGUUGUAUACCUGAAGAUAAUGUACAUAGCAAUGGCAUUUUGGCUACAAGCACCUGACUAACAACAGUUGUGAAGUUUUGAGCAAUUUACAGAGAUGCUUAUCAAAGCGACAAAAAGCUUUUCAUUUUUAUUCCCUGCACAAGUGCUGAGAACUAACAAUGACAGAAAAGGUUAAUAAUUGUUGUACCCUGAUGCUUAUCAAGUGUCUGUGAAAACAGCUUCUGAGCCGUUCAGAACUAGAAACACAAUAUCAACUCAUUCAGUCACAAAAUUUGACUGAUGAGACUCUGUAUGUUCACAUAUGUGGACAUUUUAUAUACAUGCACUCAUACAUAUUUACACACUUUAAAUCUAAGUGUUUUUUUUUUACCAUUGUGGGGUAGCUAAUAGGUUCCAAGCGUAAGGUCUCUUAUUGCAAUUCUCGUUUUCAGAACAAAAAUAAUCAUGUUGCUCUAAUCACUGUCAUAUUCAAACUCUUAUGCUUGUACUUCUGCUGUUGUCCAACUGCAGCUAAAACUAAUAAACUAAAAACUACCAAUUCGUGUUGUUUAAUAUUUAGAACCUUUUGGGUUUUAAUAAAUACAACAAUUGUAUGUGCAUUUGUCAGAUGACCAGUUUUAUUACUCUUAAUGAACACUUUUACAUAUUUUGGUGAUUUAUGAUUUUUUAUUAAAACUAGCAGCAUCACAAGUGGUUUUUAAUACAAGUAAACAGAUUCAAUGUGUGAAAUUACUUUAUUACUCCAUUACCCACUGACCUUUUAAACAAUCCAGAUACACAGACAAAUAGUGCAAUCCAUCAUUAAAACAGGACCAGUUCGGAUGACUGCGCAGGCAUUUUGCACAAGAAUUCAAAUACAGACACACACUGUUAUGCAAACAAAAACAUUUUUUUUUUUUUUU
Molecule: messenger RNA, 6983 nt
Organism: Myxocyprinus asiaticus (Chinese sucker)
Lineage: Eukaryota; Metazoa; Chordata; Actinopteri; Cypriniformes; Catostomidae
Product: low-density lipoprotein receptor class A domain-containing protein 4-like
Exons: 7
Coding region: 638-1600 (320 amino acids)
Biological process (GO): negative regulation of transforming growth factor beta receptor signaling pathway
Cellular component (GO): Golgi membrane; early endosome membrane
Molecular function (GO): R-SMAD binding
Source: RefSeq, a predicted model, not a curated record